Messenger RNA from Neomonachus schauinslandi (Hawaiian monk seal), 1028 nucleotides. It is a transcript of the gene RRAS, whose product is annotated as RAS related. Lineage: Eukaryota; Metazoa; Chordata; Mammalia; Carnivora; Phocidae. The transcript has 6 exons. Gene Ontology annotation, cellular component: plasma membrane. Gene Ontology annotation, biological process: signal transduction. Gene Ontology annotation, molecular function: GDP binding; GTP binding; GTPase activity. The coding region runs from base 99 to 755 and encodes 218 amino acids. The record is from RefSeq and is a predicted model, not a curated record.
UCCCGAGCUCAUGAUUAUGCAGUAGUCUUAUUAGCGGGGCCCGCCCCUAGGCCCCGCCCGGCUCCCCCCAAGGCGGUAGCGGCGGCAGCGGUGGCGACAUGAGCAGCGGGGCGGCGUCCGGGACAGGGCGGGGGCGGCCCCGGGGCGGGGGGCCGGGGCCCGGGGACCCCCCACCCAGCGAGACACACAAGCUGGUGGUCGUGGGCGGCGGCGGCGUGGGCAAGAGCGCGCUGACCAUCCAGUUCAUCCAGUCCUACUUUGUGUCUGACUACGACCCCACCAUUGAAGACUCCUAUACGAAGAUCUGCACGGUGGAUGGUGUUCCAGCCCGGCUGGACAUCCUGGACACAGCAGGCCAGGAGGAGUUCGGUGCCAUGCGGGAGCAGUACAUGCGCGCUGGCCACGGUUUCCUGCUGGUGUUUGCCAUUAACGACCGGCAGAGUUUCAACGAGGUGGGCAAGCUUUUCACGCAGAUCCUCCGAGUCAAGGACCGAGACGAUUUCCCCAUCGUGUUGGUUGGGAACAAGGCAGAUCUGGAGACACAGCGCCAGGUGCCCCGAUCUGAAGCCUCUGCCUUUGGUGCCUCCCACCACGUGGCCUACUUCGAGGCCUCAGCCAAGUUGCGUCUCAACGUGGACGAGGCCUUCGAGCAGCUGGUGCGGGCCGUCCGGAAGUAUCAGGAACAAGAGCUCCCGCCCAGCCCACCCAGUGCCCCCAGGAAGAAAGACGGAGGCUGCCCCUGCGUCCUCCUGUAGCCCCGGGGGGUGAGAGAGGAGCAACCAGCAUGAGCUCUGGGGACCAGCAGCGCUCACCGACCCUGUUUUCCCAUCUGGGUUUCCCAGGAUACACUACACCCCCAUCCGGAAUUCCUGGCCUCCUCCAGGACAUUGCCACUGUGUGCCUUCUGCCAAUGCCUCCCUUCCCCACCCAAGCCCCUUAUUGGGGUGAGGAGCUCCCGGGCAUCCGGGUCACUGCUGUAUAUAAUCCCCUCUCCACUCCCAGGGAAAUAAACAUCACUGCCAAUGUCA